This is a messenger RNA of Daphnia pulicaria, 4342 nucleotides long. Its product is annotated as solute carrier family 46 member 3-like. Bases 2518 to 3969 code for a protein of 483 amino acids. The transcript is spliced from 8 exons. Gene Ontology annotation, biological process: transmembrane transport. Gene Ontology annotation, molecular function: transmembrane transporter activity. Gene Ontology annotation, cellular component: membrane. Lineage: Eukaryota; Metazoa; Arthropoda; Branchiopoda; Diplostraca; Daphniidae. The record is from RefSeq and is a predicted model, not a curated record.
UUUGUUUUUAUUAUGGAAUUUCGAAAUGUCAAAAUAAGCGUAGCAACCGGAUAUUAUUCACAUCAGCAAAAUUCUCAAGGUUCUCUGGACAGGCGUGUCCUAUCCAGCAGAAAGAUUUUACGUUUGGCAAAUGGCAAUAAACAUUUCGAGGAAAUCUAAUGAAGAUCCCGUGUUCAGUUAGUCCAACAAACAAAGCUCUUUUUUUGUCAGCCCUGCCAUUUUUAUUUCCUUAAUCAAAGAAUGGGUAAUACUAAUUCUGUCUCUGACAUCUCAUCUGCUACUGGGAAAAUUCAAAACCAGACAACACAGUCAAACAGAAAUUCAGCAUGGCAAGAGGGUGUUAAAGUUGGUACAUCAGAGAGUGUGAAAUAUGCUAUUCGAACAACUGACACAGAACAUGCUUCCCCAGAAUCUGAGAGUCUAACCAUUUUUGACACUUUACAACACCUCCCAAAUGAACUUACUAAUCUGAAAAUGCUUCAAGAACUCUCAGAAGACGUUUUUCGUGAAAGACAAAGAAUUAUCAAGAGAUUGAGAGACAUGGCCGACUAUCUGGAAAAAACUCACAAUGACGUUUUAAUCGCCGAUCGUGUUGGCACAGGUGUCGGUAUUGGAUCAGGACUCCUUGUCAUUGGAGGAUUAGUCGCUGCUCCGUUUACUGCUGGAAUCUCUCUUGGCCUGACUGUUGCAGGAACAACGACUGGAAUCUUGAGCGGAAUAACAUCCGCAGGAGCUAACAUUACCGGUUAUUUCUUGUCUAAAAAGGAGCUCACAUCUUUAAAAAAGGAACUGGGUGAACACUUGCUACACCUCGAAAAACUCUCAUCGUCUGACUCAAAGUACUUGGUCCGUGCAACUCGAUUUCGCCCAACAUUGGAGAUGCUAGGCAAACUCUGUGAACAAAAAUGGAUGCUGUUGUUGACAACAUUUCAAAAAUUAAUAACUCACGCUUUAAAUGGAGAUUAUGCUCAGAUCAGUCGAGCGGUAAAUCACGUUGUAGACCCCGAAAUCAAGUGCCUGAUUCAAAAACUGCCUUUACCCUUGAAUCCUGAAUCUCUACACGCUUUGGCUGAAAUCUGCACCCUUUUAAUAAGUCAAAUUCGUAGUAUCAAACAAGCCAUAGCUGCUUUCUUAAACUACUUUAAAAGACCGGAAUUGGCAAGACUAGCCAUGAUUUACGCGGGCUCAGCAGCAGCAGCGAGAGUGACAACGACUACCGGUGCUACAGCAGCUGAUCUCAUGUCUGCUUUCAAAGGAACGCCCAUGGUCAUGUCAAAAGCUGCCCGGACCGCAGCAGGUGCCUUAACCGCCGUAUUUAUCGUGAUUGAUGUAAUCCACAUGGUCAACAUUUGCAAAGAAACGGGAGCGACACCAACCGUACAGGAGCUACGGAAAAUGGCCGAUGAUCUUGAAGAGGAGAUCAAAUGUACUUCGAACGAGACUGGAGAGAAAGAGGAACAGCUCAAUAAGUCAAGUGAUAUUGCGGAAGUAAAUUCGCAAAAGAUGGAAGAAACUCAAAAAUUGGACGAUCUGGAAUUUUUUGAUUGCAGAGAAUAUUGAUCUUGAUAACUUUUUAUGACCGUAGUUUUAUGAAUAUUCGAUAUUCCAUUUUUAGCAGCUUGUUUUACAACGCACUGCGCACAAAUACACCAUAUAUUAGCUUGCAAUGAAUUCAACUUUUAUCUUAUUGAUAAGUUUAAAUGUUCUUUAACUUUACCACGUUUGGCUUGAAUUAAGUCCCAAGUAUCACAAGAAAAAAAAAGAUAAAAUACGCGAUAAAAACGUCCGCCAAAAGGUAUUUUCAUUCUAUUUAAAAUGUGGGGUGCUGCUUAAUUUUCAGUGCAAAUACAUUAAUCAGUUGUCGCAUAUCAAAGUGAAAUUCCUCCCAGUUCAAACCCCGGAGUUAUGAGCGGACAGACGAACUAGAAAUAGGACAUUAGUGAGUAGCACAUCCAACUUUCGUACUAACUGUUAACGUAUCAUCUUGCCACAAAGUUGGUCAGAAAUAGAAACGCUGAACUUCCUCAUAGUCUGACGAAUAUGAUUAGUCAACAAAUAGAGCAGGAAGGAUCAAAACAUCGAAAAGUAAUAAGACGGUAAGAAUUUUUUCCCUACAGUUAAUUUUAAAUCUUCUAUUUCCCCCCUUCCCCCAGAAAAAAAUUAUUUUACUUCGAACGAUACGGGAGAAACAGUCCAAUGGGUCAAAUGAUAUUGACGAAGAAACAGAAGUAAAUUCUUAAGAGUUGGGAGAAACUCAAAAACUGGAAGAUCUGGAAUUUUUCAUCGCCUAGAUUAUUGACCUUUGCCUUGAUGAUCUUUUCUGACUGAAAUGAUUGAAUCUGCCAUUUCUUAAUCCAUUUUUCAACACUGCGACCAAAUACAUAUAUUAGCAUAUCAGCUCUCUUUCACUCAGAGAUUACUCGUCUUGCAACGAAUCGACGAACGGAGCGCACAGUAACAAACUUAGAAAAAAGACGCUUCGCCAGAAAUCACCAAAGCACGUAAAGGACACGCAAAAUGUCAGAAAUUCUAUCUGAACAGACAGACAGAAAUGAUGAAACAUUUCCAAGUGUUUUGACACAAACAAAAAAUCAAGUCAUCAUUCAAAAUGCGUAUAAAAACAUAAAAAAGAUGUUGAGCCAUGUGACCCUCGAGCCCAUGCUCUUUUUGAAAAUGGUGGCAGAGGGAAAUGUUGCAGUGAUAGCCGACACUUUACAGAUCGAACGAGCUUGUCGUGUAAACCUCAACUUUAGCCAAGAAGAUUGUGUGUCCAUGGACGAUGGAAAUCACUCACAAAUUCAAGAAGCAGUACAAAUGUAUCAAAACAACUUCAGCUAUUAUCAAAGUUUAACGGCCAGCCUUUUGCCCGUUUUGAUUAUUCUCUUCGCGGGGUCGAUUACCGACCAGUACGGUAGGAAACUGCCAAUGAUCAUCGUACUGGGCGGAUUUGUAGUGUACGCAUUAAUUUACAUAGUAAUGAUUUUAAAUCCAUCAUGGCCAGUUGAAGUUCUCUACGCUGCUUCAAUUGCCGUCAAUGCAACAGGAAGUUGGGUCGUUUUCAACAUGGCAGUCUACAGCUAUUUAGCUGACAUAACUGCAGUAGAGACACGUACAAAACGUAUGGGCUGGAUGGACGCUGUUUGGUAUAUGGGAGGGCCAAUUGGAACAGUGAUGGGUGUAUGGCUGUACCGCUCAUACGGCUACAUAGCUGUAUUCGCAGUCUCAGCCAUUUUGUGGUUCAUCUGCUUAAUUUAUGUUGUUGUUGUGGUCAAAGAAAGCGUCGUACAGACAACUGAAACGAUGGUGAAAAGAAAACCCUUUCAACUUGUGCUCGAUUUAAGCAAAGCAGCUUCCAAAUGUUAUCCACACAGAGGUCGAUUUCAUUUGUUCUGGCUUAUUGCUAUUAAAUUGGGGGUAUUUCUCGUCCAAGGGCAUCAAGUUUAUUUAUGGGCCCGACGCGUGCUGGGAUGGGAUGCCACUCAGUAUUCGCACUGGUCGAGCGCAAAUGAUAUUUCCCAUCAAGUGGGCAUGGUUUUUUGGGUCGGAUGGGCAUCGUUUUACCACCUAUCCAAUUACACAGUCGCUGCAUUUCGAUUGGCGUCGAUCGCUUUAUGGAACAUUGUUUUAGCCUGCAUUACCGGGCCAUCAAUGUGGUGGUUGGUUAUCAUCGCAACUUUGUCAGGCGUCCUGAAGGCCAGCAUUGAACCUGCUCUUCGAGCUCUCAUUAUUACGAUACCGGACAAAAGCGACGUUGGAAAAAUAUUUGCAUUUGUUGGGCUUUUAGAAUGUAUUUGGCUGACUAUCGAUAGGUCUGUCUAUACGCAUCUUUACAACGCGUUAAUCUUGUCUUUCCCUCAGAUCAAUUAUGUGGUUGAGGGUUUCAUUGCAAUCUUGUUGAUCGUUGCACUGGUUGUACUGAAACUCGACUGGGAAAAACACAGAGAAACAACAGGACCCACGAACACAUAACUGAUUCGGCAUAGUGGACACCAACGAAGAAAGAUUGGGUGAAAGUGUGAACAGAAAGAUUUCCCAAUACAAGUUUUCGUUUUCCUACGUUUAGCUUUAAAUAAAGAAUGUCCCCAAAUAGAAUAGACACAAAAGAGAAAAUAUGCGAUAAAACGUACGCCAACGUAGGUUACUAUUAAAAUGUGGGGCGCUACUUAGUUUUCAGCAAGUUUUCAGUGCAAAUACAGUUGUCGCCUAUCAAAGUAGAAUUCCUCCCAGUGCAAGAAAUAAAUUUUCCCCGAUAUUUCACAGUUUAAUCUAAUAUAAUGUGAAAUAUGAAGUACUUUCGGAUAAAGUGACAAACCAGUGAAAUCUUGUGCUAGUUAGCAUAUUU